AUGGGUUCCGAACACAUGGGCGUUUAUUGCACGCUCCUACUGAGUGACAACUACUUGCCAGGUGCUAUGGUAUUAGCGCAUUCUUUGCGCGACAAUGGCACAUCAUCCAAGCUAGUUGCGCUUUUCACACCGGAUACCCUGCGGUCGGAGACAGUGAAUGAGCUUCGGACCGUCUACGACGAACUGAUCCCCGUUGACCCUUUCGUCAAUGGAACACCCGCCAACCUAUGGCUAAUGGACCGACCAGAUCUAAUCGCGACAUUUACGAAAAUCGAGCUUUGGCGCCUGACACAAUACGAACGGAUAGUCUACAUUGACUGCGACGUUGUGGCUUUAAGGGCACCGGAUGAACUCUUUUCUUUGGAUGUGAACUUUGCUGCGGCGCCAGAUGUGGGCUGGCCAGAUUGCUUCAAUAGUGGGCUUAUGGUUCUUCGGCCAAAUAUGCAGGACUAUUAUUCUUUGAAGGCACUGGCUGAACGGGGCAUUAGCUUCGAUGGAGCUGAUCAGGGAUUACUGAAUAUGCAUUUCAGGGAUUGGCAUAGGCUGAGCUUCACGUAUAAUUGCACUCCUAGUGCGAACUAUCAGUACAUCCCUGCAUACAAGCAUUUCCAGAGUACCAUCAGCCUCAUUCAUUUCAUUGGUUCGCAGAAGCCGUGGAAUUUACCCAGGCAGGUAGUUCCGAUGGAGUCGCCGUAUAAUCAGUUGCUGAACAAGUGGUGGUCUGUUUACGAUAGACACUAUCGUCUACCUUUUGUUUCAUUUUCCCAGUCCGAGGGUACUCAGCAACUGACACGGACUCCAGGUCCUCACGUUCAUUUAGUUGAUCAACUGGAAGCUACCUCGGCUAAUAACCAGAUUCCAGAGAUCCUCUUCUCUCACUAUGAUGAGAACGAGUCCGUGUCAUAUCGACACGAAGAAUUCGCUUCGAACGAGGGGGUUCCUGCCCUGGUCUCUUCAGAGACUGUUCAUGUCCAGUCACAGCCGGACACAUGGCAACCGCCUUCCGAACAUAAUGAACAGUCACACCACGACCAUAAUGCACCACAGGACAAACCCUACACUACUGAGGUACCGGUCAUGAGUGCCGUACCUCAGUAUGUACGUGGAGAGGAGCAUGUUUCAACUUUCAUCCCCCCUGGGCCUUAUGCACCACCUCCAGCGACUUAUGUACAUCACCCAACGCAUGGAACUCAACCAGAAAUUCAGCAUCAUCAACCGCAGCAGCACCAUCAUCAUCACGAACAUCACAAAGAGCAGCACCAACAGCAUCAAGCACCCGAUCACGUUGAACCCCACAUCUAUCAACCUCAACCGGUAGCGCCUCCGCCAGCUGUUGAGCAUUGGCAACGUCCCCCCUCCCCCGAGCCUGAGAUUCCCACUUUCGAGGCACCACAAGCGGAAUGGGAUGCCUCACGAGAACCACCACCACUCAACACCAAACCUGAGGGAGGCAGCCUCGAAGAAAAGAUGUACACCAUGUCCGAGGAUACAAAUCUGUUCCAACCACCCCAGUCGUACCCUGAACCCCCAAAGAAUAUGUACUACCAACUUCCCGAAACAAAGCCCGAGCCACAAAAAGCGACUUCAGUCUUCCCCUGGGAGAACCAUGCACCUGCGCCAACUCGAGUCUUCGCACAAGAACUACCUGUCCCCCGCAUUGACUCCCCAGAGCAGCCUGCACCGCAGAAAGUUGAGUUGCAGCAGUCCCCCAAAACCCCGCCACCACGUGCACUUUUCGAGCCUAUAGCCGAAUCAUGGGAACACUAUUCUCGGUCCAACGCUUGGGAUGAUGACCCCCAAAUUCAGCGGUACAUGGAGUCCAUGCAACAAGCCCGCCACGGAAAACCCCAGGUAAUCUCUGGCUCUGCACAUGAAAGCUCAAGCCACAGCGCAAAUACUAGCAUCAGCACAAGCAACUUCUCAUUCUCUUCUAUUUCCACUACAACGGGUCCAUCCUCUGGCCACCGGCCUAGCCUCAAGCUCACUGACUUCCCGACUGAAUUGGAACGCCCCAGUCUCCCAGUUACCCCGGCACCGAUUCAUCGUAACAGGGCACUGGGGGAAGAUUACGAUACCUCUGAUACCGUCCUCCCUACAGCAGAGGGUGUCCCGAACCAGGAGGAUUGGGUGGGUGUCACAGUUGAUGCAUUUUCCCAACUCCUGAGGGCAACAUACUUAUUGUGGCGAUCUACAGAAUCCCCUGGCGCAGCUCGAAGAGCUCCGCCUUCGACAAUCCGAGGCUUUGGAGGAUCCGGAGCUCUUAUUUAG
This is a messenger RNA of Penicillium angulare, 2268 nucleotides long. RefSeq lists its product as uncharacterized. NCBI's taxonomy places the organism in Eukaryota, Fungi, Ascomycota, Eurotiomycetes, Eurotiales, Aspergillaceae. Gene Ontology annotation, molecular function: glycosyltransferase activity. The record is from RefSeq and is a predicted model, not a curated record. Gene Ontology annotation, cellular component: cytoplasm. The coding region runs from base 1 to 2268 and encodes 755 amino acids. The transcript is spliced from 6 exons.